ACUUCUCUUCUAAAGAUCCUAAGGAUCUUAAAGACUCUAAAGAUUCUAACAGACUUUAACCUUUACGUAUGAUGUAUUAUAGAAUGCUUUCACAGUUCUUCAUAUUCAUUGAUUAAAAACAUUUGAUCUUAAACAGAGCAGCGACUUUCAAAUUUUUUAUUUAAACAACACAAACCUUUCUCUUCAAACAAAAUCUUAUCCAGACCCUGCUGUAGAAAACAGACAAAAAGCAGGGCUGCAGGAGUUCAAGCAGAAGUAACAGACCAAGAAUACACCCACUGGGCCACCUCCUUACUCCUCCCCUCUCUGAGCUCCUGCCCCUUAAAUCCUAGGGCUCUUAAGUAGUUCCUAAAUCCAGCUGUUUCUGAAUCACCUGGUGAAUUUUAUUUAUUAAAAAAGUUUUUUUUUUAACAUUUAUUUAUUUUUGAGAGAGAGAGACAGAGUGUGAGUAGGGAAGGGGCAGAAGAGAAACGGAGACACAGAAUCAGAAGCAAGCUCCAGGCUCUGAGCAGUCAGCAUAGAGCCUGAUGUGGGACUUAAACUCAUGGACCACAAGGUCAUCACCUGAGCUGAAGUCAGACGCUUAACCAGCUGACCCACCCAGGCACUGCUCACCUGGUGAAUUUUAAUGUCAUGGAUUUCUGGAUCCCUGCUAGACUUCCUGAAUCAGAAUCCCCACGAGUAUGUCUGGUCAAUCUGUUGUUUGUAAAACCUCCACAGGCAAUGCUAGUUUUCAGCCAGGAUUGGGAACUACUGCUGAAGAAUAUAGCUUGAAAAGCGAUGAUUAAUAGAAGGCUGGGGGGGCACCUGGGUGGCUCAGUCUGUUAAGCAUCUGACAUUGGCUCAGGUCAUGAUCUCGUGGUUUGUGAGUCCGAGCCCCGUGUUGGGCUCUGUGCUGACAGCUCAGAGCCUGGAGCCUGCUUUGGAUUCUGUGUCUCCUCCUCUCUGUCUGUCCCUUGCUCAUGCUGUGUGUGUGUCUCUCUCUCAAAAAUAAAUAAACAUUUAAAAAAUUAAAAAUCGAAGGCUGGAAUGCUAGGCCUCCUAAUGUAGGCAAAUAGAGCUGGGAGCAUGAACAGGACUUGAGGACCAGAGCUUGAUAUAACAAACAAAUAGGAGGGUGUGUGUCUCCUAGCUCAAUGAAAGAAGUCCAUAAAUUAAGAGAAAAAGCACAGCAAAAAUGACUCUCAAACAGAUCUCAGUAGCAAGGAAGUGAUACAAACUACUGUUGAGAGCUGGAGUCCCCAUUUACAGAUUUUAUAUUUUUAUUCUUUUUAAAAAUUUUUUUAAAAAAAUAUUUGUUUUUGAGAAAGAGAAAGAGCACAAACCAGGGACGGGCAGAGAGAGAGGAAAACUCAGAAUCCGAAGCAGGCUCCAGGCUCUGGGCUGUCAGCGCAAAGCCCGAUGUGGGGCUUUAACCCAUGAGCUGGGAGAUUAUGACCUGAGCAGAAGUUGAACGCUUAACCGACUGAGCCACCCAGGUGCCCCUGUAUUUUUAUUCUUCAGAACAGCGAAAGACUCAAUACUCUAGAAACAAGCAACAUUGAGCACAAUUUUUUACUUUUUUGGAAACAGAUCCUUAUGCUUCAUUAAACAACACUGUUGAGAAAAUUUGUUUAAAGACUUUCUUUUAGACAUUUGAUUAGUGAAGAAUGAAAAAUAAUUUAAACUAGCAAACAAUAGAGACUUAUGGAUUCAUAUAUAUCUGAUUCAUAUAUAUCUCAGUAUAUAUUCAUAUACUGACUUAUAUAUAUCUCUGCACAGUGAACAGAAACAAAACCAAACAAAUGUAAAAGGACAACAGAAGGAUGAAAUAUGUAUAUAGGGGCGCCUGGGUGGCGCAGUUGGUUAAGCGUCCGACUUCAGCCAGGUCACGAUCUCGCGGUCCGUGAGUUCGAGCCCCGCAUCAGGCUCUGGGCUGAUGGCUCGGAGCCUGGAGCCUGUUUCCGAUUCUGUGUCUCCCUCUCUCUGCCCCUCCCCAGUUCAUGCUCUGUCUCUCUCUGUACCAAAAAUAAAAAAUAAAAAAUAAAAAAAAAAUAUGUAUAUAAGCAUGAUUUAAAAAUGUUAGUGUUUGUUAAAUAGGAAAAAGCUUAUCUAAAUUUGUUAGGAAAUUUUUUGUGGAAAUGGAAAUGAUCCAGUGACAGAAAAUUGACAUUAGAGAAAAUGCCAGUAAACGAGCACACUAGAGAUGCACUUUCUAACACAAAAAAGUAAGUUAAAGAAUUUGGACUUUCAAUUUCACAUUUCUGAAAUUUGAAAAAAAAAAAUGCUGGGAAAGAGUGGAGUAAAUUGUUACCCUGAUAUAGAUGAUAUUUUAAAUGGUACAAUAAUUUGGAAAAGAGUAUGGUAAUAUAAAACAGAAUAAGAUAACAUAUUCCUAUUGUGUAUGUAAUUUUAACUUUUUUUUUUUUUGUAAUUUUAACUUCUUAAGAAAUUUCACAAGUGCUCUAUUUGCAGAUGUUCAUUGUAGCAUUAGCCGUAGUAACUAAGCAAUCCGGAUUAACAACCUAAGUUACACUACACUGCAUUCUAGCGUUUUAUGCAGCCAUUAAAAAAAUCAUAAUUACAAAACUCGGGCAGAAACAGAAAAGUGUUUAUAAUGUUAAGCCCACAGAAUAUAACAUUUAGUACGUAUGUUAAAUAGUUAUUAGUCUAAAUAUGUACUAUAACAUCUGCUAGAAGGUAUUACCAAAAAAAAAAAAAGGAAAUAAAAGUAUUAUAGAACUAAGGUGUGUUAAUUCUACAGAUAUUUGUUAAAUGCCUCCAUGGUGCCAACGGUAAAUUGAAAAGAGUACGACAGUAAAUUGAAAAGCUAUACCUUGUGGCAGUAAUGGAAAGUAUCCAGUUUUACCAAAACUUUAUCCAAUUUUUUCCAAAAUUUUCAAUAAUGUUAUAGCAACUUUUCAUUUAUAAGUUUAGCUAUAAAUUAGGGGCAGUAAUAAAAUAAAAUAUUUGUAAUUAAUUAUAUCCUGCUUGUUAUUUUCAUCUGCUUACCCUCAACACAUGUAUUUUAUAGAACAUGAAAUUAAGAAAUUUUUGUUUUUAUUUUGUGAAAAGCACAAAUUGUUGGUUCCUCUGUUUUCCUUUUUAUUCAUGAAUUUAUUGAUUGGUUUAUUUCUCGACUGGAUUAUUCUUGAAACAAAUAAUUAUUGGGUACUGUGAUGGAUGUGAGGAGGAUCGAGCAGGACAGAUGCCCUGUUUCUGUUUUCUUACUCUGUUAUGGACUCAUUGCAUUAUAGUUCUGUUAUGGAUCAGAUUGUCCCAUUAAGUGUCAUUUUAGAUUUUUAUCACAAAUGUUAUUUUCUGAAAGGAAGAAGGAUUUAGGUAAUGAGCAGAAAGCAUGCAUUUUCAUGCCUUUUUUCCACAAACUCUGUUUUAUGACAUUAUCUGGAAAAAGAAAAGAGGAAUUUUUUUUUUUAACAUUCUUAAGAAAUCAGAGGUGCUUUUAUACUGGUUACUUUGGGUGGCCUCCAGAUUUCUUUUUAAAUAAACCAUUUCACACAAACACGAACAUACAAUAGACAAAUGAGGAUAAUGUGAAGUGGUACUUAAGAAAGAAUGAAAUUGAUCUUCCCAUGGAAAACUAUAUUUGUGUCUUUCCAUUCUUAAUGCUUUUUCCAUUUGUGGGGGCAGUGUUGACAAAACUUAAGUGCCAUGUGGGUGGUUGAUCCUGUGUUUAUCUGCAGACAAAUAUGGAGGAUACUGGAGGUAAAUAUAGAGAAUGUUAUGAAGUAAUAGCUAAAUGAUAAGAAGAAGUAAAGCUGACUUAUAGAAAACCGUAUUUCUGCCUCUGAGUUCUUAAUAACUCCCUUCCCUCCUCGCUUGUGCCUUUUGGGGUGAUAUUGGCAGUAUUGGCAAAAUUAAAGUGGCAUGUGGGUUGAUUCUGGAAUCUUUAUUUCCGUAUGCUCUUUAAUUUCAUCAUCCUGAAGUUGUUGCAACAAUAACAAUAGCUAAAGGAUGACUGGUUUAAAAAAUAUUAAUGGUUGGAGCACUGUCACUUAGAAAUAAACUGGACGGGACACCUUGGGGGGCUUAGUUAAGUGUCCCAACUCUGGAUUUUGUCUCAGGUCAUGAUCUCACGGUUGUGGGAUCAAGCCCUGCCUCUGUGCUGACAGUGCAGAGCCUGCUUGGGAUCCUCCCUUUCUCCCUUUACCCUACUCUCUCUCUCUCUCUCAAAAUAAAUAAACAUUAAAAAAAAAAAAAAAGAAAUACACUGUGAUGCUCGGUUGGGUGUAUUCACAAACAUUAUGCAGCCUAGAUCUGCCAAGGUCCCCUCUCCUGUGGACUUUUAUAAACUUAUGGCUUUUAUAUGACAUUCUAGGCCUUUAUGAAUAUUUGGAUAUUAGAUUGAUUUUUCAAAGAUUCUUAAAUGUUACAUAGUCAUUUAUUUUGAAAAAUUGAGAAAGACUUUAAAGAAAUAAAGAUCUGUCAUCACUUUAACAUUUUAAAAUGUUAGUUUCUUUUAAUUAUAAAUCUUACUACUAUGAGUUUUGUUUGGCUCUUAAGUUAUUUUCAGUAUAAGUCAGAAAUAAGGAAUAGAAUUAAUUCAAUCAACACAUCAUCCUUGAGUGCCUCUUAACAGCAUAGCAACAUAUCAGAACCACAGAGAUGUGUAAGAAGGGGUGCCUGUUCUCAGGGAACUUAAAGCCCAUUUGAAAUAGUCAUAAAUAGUUUUGUCUAGUGCAGCCUCAGUGUUCAUUUGAGGAAUGAUCAUUAAAGUAUAUUUUUUUACAUUUUUAUUCCAUAUCAAUAAGUCAUAUUAAUUUCCUUAAUCGGUUGAGAACAAACACAGAGGUCUUACAUAGGAAGACUUGUUUUAGGACCAUAAACAAAAUCAGCAGCCUGUAACAAGCACUAAAUCUAACCUUGGGAAAUUAGAAUAUGUAGCAAAUUGAGAAAGACAUAUUUUUCUGAAAAAAUAGAAGGUCUUUUAUAGUAAACAUGAGAGUGUAUAUGAUCUGCUGGAAAAGUUCUUUAUAAAGAUUAAAAUUAACAUGUUCAGGUAUUUACAAUGCAGUCCCGAAUGGAGCUGAUUGAAAAUAUGUUUUUCAAGUAUUUUGGGAGAUAACCUAACUGAAGUUAUAAUUUUCCCCCAGUUUUUGCUUCCACUUUUAUUUCUGGCUUGGAGGAAAAAAGAAAAAUAAGCAUACGAGAGUAGCAUGUGGCUUGUUUUGAAUUCACAUAGCUUUCAAAUAGAGGUGUUGAUUUUCAGGUGCAUUAGAACCUCAGCAUGGUGACACUGUUCUUUUAUAAAGAGUAUGCAUCUUUAGAAGUCUCCCCUGGAGUAAGGGAAGAUGAGGAAACACAAGGAAAAGUUAUUAAUUCUGUGGUGGGACAUCAAAGGAACUCAUCUGGCUUGCAUUUCAGCAAUGAGUUCACAUUAAGACAUGGACAGUAAUAUGGGAUAUAUUCUGAGAUCACAGAACUGAAAAUCUGAGAGAUACUUUAACUGUUGGAUAUAAUGAUUAUACUAACACUGGCUAAAGAGUAAGAGUUUUCCAAUCUUGAGAGAAAGACUUGUAUCAUAAAACGUGAGAAUUCUCUUUUAACUAAUAACUUGAGUUUUUAUUCACUAAAUCUUUACAUGAGCUUCAAAUUUGUGGAAAGAUUGAUUUGCUUUCCUUUUUGUCCAAAUGGUUUCUACUUCUGUAUAAAAUCUGAAUUCCUAUUUAGUCAUCUAUAAACACUGGAAGGAACAAACUAGAAGAUGUUGGAGAGAAAGGGAUAAACCCAUGUAAAAUAUGCAAGCAUCUCAGAUCUUUUUCAGUCUGCAGCAAAGGCAGGUCUGACCCUCAGCAUCACUGGACGUGAGGCGGGGUCAGGAUGAUGGAACAAUGGUGGUUGAAGACAGCAGAUACCCAAGUGCCCUUGUCCUUUGACUCUUCUUCACGAUCCUGUUUUCCAGGCCUUCUUCUGUCUGCUUACUUGACCUUUUUCUAUUUCUCUACAUCUGUCUGUAAAGUGGGGCCUGAAGUUGGACCUGGCUGACACACCAGAGACUUGACCACCACUGACUUUACAGGGAUCAUUGGAUGUUUUUACUAUUCAUCUGCUGUCAGCCCUCUGGUCUGGAACUGAUUAUUUAGGGAAAAUUGGUGGAGCCAUCUGGAAACAUGAACAACUUGAGUUUCUGUCUGAUUUCUAAUGCAUGUUUUGAUUGAUGCUAAUUACACGGUUCAUUUCAUUAUUUAUUGUUUCUGUUUAUUGUUAGAAAAGAAAAUCCUAAUCUAAAAUGAGUUGUUUUCAAAGGCUUUGGACUUGGCUGCCCUCUCCACAGAGUACUCUCAGUACAAGGACUGGUGGUGGAAAGUGCAGAUUGGAAAGUGUUACUACAGGUUAGGAAUGUAUCGUGAAGCAGAAAAACAGUUUAAAUCAGCCCUGAAGCAGCAGGAAAUGGUAGAUACAUUUCUCUACUUGGCAAAAGUUUACGUCUCAUUGGAUCAGCCAGUGACGGCUUUAAAUCUUUUCAAACAAGGCUUAGAUAAGUUUCCAGGAGAAGUAACCCUACUUUGUGGAAUUGCCAGGAUCUAUGAGGAAAUGAACAAUAUUUCAUCAGCAGCUGAAUACUACAAAGAAGUUUUGAAACAGGACAAUACUCAUGUGGAAGCCAUUGCAUGCAUUGGAAGCAACCACUUUUAUUCUGAUCAACCAGAAAUAGCUCUCCGGUUUUACAGGCGGCUCCUGCAGAUGGGUGUCUAUAACUGCCAGCUUUUUAACAAUCUGGGACUCUGCUGCUUCUAUGCCCAGCAGUAUGAUAUGACUCUGACCUCAUUUGAACGUGCCCUUGCUCUGGCUGAAAACGAAGAAGAGGCAGCUGAUGUCUGGUACAACUUGGGACAUGUGGCUGUGGGCAUCGGAGAUACGAAUUUGGCCCAUCAGUGCUUCAGGCUCGCUCUGGUCAACAACAAUAACCACGCUGAGGCCUACAACAACCUGGCCGUGCUGGAGAUGCGGAAGGGCCACGUGGAGCAGGCAAGAGCACUGUUACAAACUGCCUCAUCCUUAGCACCCCAUAUGUACGAGCCACAUUUUAAUUUUGCAGCGGUCUCUGAUAAGAUUGGAGAUCUCCAGAGAAGCUAUGUUGCUGCUCAGAAAUCUGAAGCAGCAUUUCCAGAUCAUGUGGAUACCCAACAUUUAAUUAAACAGUUAAAGCAGCAUUUUGCUAUGCUCUGAUUGUCCCUGAGACCAAGUAUAUUCUUACGAUGGGGCAUUGCACAAGGGAAAAAGUAGUGUGCUUGUAUGUAUAGGAUAUACACACAAUGCUUGAUAUUAGUGAAGAUGGCCUAAGGGAGUUUGCACAAGAAUGCGUAAUGAACACUUUAUAAUAACAACUUUCUAAGACAGGAUGUGCUAUUUGUAAGUAGAUCGUGAAAACUUCUCCCACAUUAUAUGGUACGUGUUUGUUUAUAAUGUUUCUGAAACAUUUUCAUGAAUUUCCUCAAAUUUUUAUUAAUGCACAUUUUUAAUGUCCCUGACCUGGCCAUUAGCUAGCAUGUAGCUUUAGAGGUCCGAAACCUGCCAUAAAAAUUCCACUUUUAUGGCUAAAAAUGUGUAUAUAUAUUCCAGUUAGAGAGUUUACUUAGAGCUUAAAAUUGUAUUUAAAACUCUUUAUCAAAUGCUUUGUGAGACACUAUGCAUUUUAUGUAUUAUGCUUUAAAAUAAAUCAGUGUGUAAAACACCA
Molecule: messenger RNA, 7678 nt
Organism: Panthera uncia (snow leopard)
Lineage: Eukaryota; Metazoa; Chordata; Mammalia; Carnivora; Felidae
Gene: TTC8
Product: tetratricopeptide repeat domain 8
Exons: 9
Coding region: 6340-7170 (276 amino acids)
Biological process (GO): non-motile cilium assembly
Cellular component (GO): ciliary basal body; non-motile cilium; BBSome
Molecular function (GO): protein binding
Source: RefSeq, a predicted model, not a curated record